AUGACUGCAAUAAUGCCCCCAGAGAAGUCCAGUCCCGGGCUGAGGUGCUGGCUGAUCCUGACCUUCACCGUGUUCCUGCAGUGUGUCUGCGUGGCCAUGGCUUACAUGUAUUUCACCAGUGAGAUGCAGCAGAUGCAGGACAAGUACUUCAAAACGAGCAUUGCUUGCUUCUUAAAGGAAGAUGACACCUCUUGGGACUUCAGUGAUGAGAAUAUGAACAAUCCCUGCUGGCAAGUAAAGUGGCAGCUACGACAGUUUGUUAGAAAGAUAAGUUUGGGAACCUAUGAGGAAACCAUUUCUACAGUUCCAGAAAAGCAACAAGAUGGUCCUCCGCUAGUGACUAGAAAAGGACUUCAGAGAGUAGCAGCUCACCUAACAGGGAAAACUCAGAGCACGGCCGCACUCCCAGUUUCAAACUCCAAGGAUGGAAACAUUUUGGGCCAUAAAAUAACCUGCUGGGAGUCAUCAAGAAGAGGACAUUCAUUCUUGAGUAAUUUUCACCUGAGGAAAGGAGAGUUAGUUAUCCAACAAACGGGUUUUUAUUAUAUCUAUUCCCAAACAUACUUUCGAUUUCUGGAACCUGAGGAUGAUUCAACAGUAGGGAACAGAAAGAAAAACAAACAAAUGGUACAAUAUAUUUACAAGUUCACAGACUAUGCUGAACCUAUACUGCUGAUGAAAAGUGCUAGGAAUAGUUGUUGGUCUAAAGAUUCACAAUAUGGACUCUAUUCCAUCUAUCAAGGUGGAAUAUAUGAGCUUCAAGAAAAUGACAGAAUUUUUGUAUCUGUAACGAAUAUGCAAUUGGUUGACAUGGACGAACGAGCCAGUUAUUUUGGGGCCUUUUUAAUUUACUAGAUGAUCUGCACACACACUAUAUAUAUCACAUGUACACACACUGAGUGGCCAGAUUAUUAUGACA
Messenger RNA from Eptesicus fuscus (big brown bat), 919 nucleotides. RefSeq names its product TNF superfamily member 10 (gene TNFSF10). Gene Ontology annotation, molecular function: tumor necrosis factor receptor binding; CD40 receptor binding. Lineage: Eukaryota; Metazoa; Chordata; Mammalia; Chiroptera; Vespertilionidae. Bases 1 to 855 code for a protein of 284 amino acids. The record is from RefSeq and is a predicted model, not a curated record. Gene Ontology annotation, biological process: immune response. Gene Ontology annotation, cellular component: membrane. The transcript is spliced from 5 exons.